Molecule: messenger RNA, 6561 nt
Organism: Lacerta agilis (Sand lizard)
Lineage: Eukaryota; Metazoa; Chordata; Lepidosauria; Squamata; Lacertidae
Gene: ATG2A
Product: autophagy related 2A
Exons: 42
Coding region: 121-6150 (2009 amino acids)
Biological process (GO): reticulophagy; autophagy of mitochondrion; piecemeal microautophagy of the nucleus
Cellular component (GO): phagophore assembly site; extrinsic component of membrane
Molecular function (GO): phosphatidylinositol-3-phosphate binding
Source: RefSeq, a predicted model, not a curated record
GGGGCCAAUGAGCGCGCCGGGCCGCCAGCGGGGCCGGGCCUAGGGGGCCAAAGAAGCCGGGCGCGGAGCCGGGGCGUCAAGUGAUCGUGGCGGCCGGGCGAGAGGCCGCCGGGGCCGGCCAUGUCGCGGUGGUUCUUCCCGUGGUCGAGCUCGAUCAAGAAGCGCGCCUGCCGGUACCUGCUACAGCACUACCUGGGACACUUCCUGGAGGAACGGCUCGGGCUGGAGCAGCUCAGCCUCGACCUCUACGCUGGCGCUGGGAAGCUCAGCCGCAUCCACCUCGACGUCUGGUCCGUCAACGAGUUCCUGGAGUCCGUCGGAGCCCCCUUGGAGAUCGUCGACGGCUUCAUCGACAGCAUCGCCGUCACCAUCCCCUGGUCCGCCUUAGUCACAGAGAACUGCACCGUGGAAGUGAGCGGCCUGCAGAUCACGUGCCGGCCGAAGUAUCGUACUGCUGCCCCUGGCUCCGAGUCACAGAGCUGGGCAUCAUGCAUGACCACCAGCAUGCAGCUGGCACAGGAGUGCCUGAAGGAGCAGACCGAGGAGCCCUCGGACACCCCCCAGCCCCUGGAGGGGCUCGAGAUGUUUGCCCAAACCAUUGAAACCGUUCUGCGAAGGAUUGAAGUCACCUUCUUGGACACUGUGAUACGUGUGGAGCAUGUGCCCAGUGGCUCACAGGGCAGCGUGGCCCUUGAGAUGCACAUCAAAAGAUUGGACUACUGUGACGAAGCUGUGAAAGAACCUGGGCAGGCAAUCACCGUUGACAUCCACCAGCCUCCACCAUUUGUGCACAAGAUCCUGCAGCUAAGCGGGGUCCUGCUUUACUAUGAGGAGUUUGCGGGUGGCGCAGGCGCCCACAUGCCGUCGUCCCCUGUCCCAAAGGGGGCUGCCGAUUCUUCAGAGUCCCAGGCGGAGGAGGCAGAGGAGGAAGAGGCUUCCCCCAGCUCUCUACUUCAGAUUGGCAGCUGCUCUGGAUACACGGAGAUGAGGAUCAAGCUGAAGCAGAAUGAGGCCUUUCCUGGGCCCAAGCUGGAAGUGGAUGGGAAGAUGGGGUCGCUGCACCUCCUGCUUGCCCCCCAACAGAUCUUGUACCUGCUGGAUCUUCUGUCUUCCCUGAACUUCUCUGAAUCCAGCCUCUUGCAGGAGCAGCUGAGCAAGAGUCGCCCCCUUGACUCGGAGGACCUGAAGCUGAUUGAGCAGGACCUCAGCCAACAGCUGCACUCAGGGCUGGGGGCUGGCCCCACCCGCCUGGAGGGGAUGGAGACCUGCGUCGGGCUGGAGAACGGAGAGAUGUUCUUCUCCAUGGCUCCCAUGACCAGCAGCGUGACCUCCGUGCGCUCAGCCAGCGAGCUCUCUGACAUCGACCUGGACUCCUCCAUGCACAGCGACGCUGGCACCAGCCGCCUACAGGCUCUGCCCUUCACGCCAGGGCUGAUGUUGAGCAGUCCCAGGCGUUACGGACGGUCACCCUUUGCUGCCACCCUGCCGUGCCUCAACAAGAUACCAAGCAAGACCAGCCACCCGCAACCCCCCUCUCUGGAGAACCAGCGCCCUGAGGUGUUGCUGCGGCUGACGAUUGGAGGGCUCACUCUCACCCUGCUGCACCAGACCCCAGAGGCCCCACACCUCCAGCUGGCUCAGCGCUUCUUCUCCCAGCUCGGGGGCCUGAAGGACUCUGCCUUUGGGGGCCGGGAUUUCCAGCCCCUGCGCCAGUGCUUUGAGGGGGCCUGUCCAUGCAGCAACGUCAGGCUGACCGGGGCCGCCGUGCAGAUCAGCUGCGAGCACAAGGCCGCUGGGCAGCUGCACAUGUUCAGCUGGGAUGCAUCCUUUGGGCUCCUGGAGAUCUUGGAGUGCCUGUGGGCGGACGACAGGACGCAAGCCAAGCCAGAGUACACUGAGCUGCUGGUUUUCGCCACCCCUAGUGCCUUUCCCUACAGCCAGUCGCCUCGCCCCUGUGCCCGUAUACAAACCAAGCAUUCGGAGAAGCGGCCUUCCUCCUCCAAGAGCCGCCUUGCCAAGGUCCCUGCCAAGCAGACGGUGGAGCUGGUGGCCGAGCUGGACGACUUCUGCUCAGAGGUGGACCUGGCAACGCUCGACCGCCUUUGCUCGCUGCUGUGCCGUGCCACGACACCCUCCACGCCUGCCUGGCCUCCUCCCGAGGCACACUUGGCAGAUUCUCCCCCUGCUGCUAAGUGGCAGGCAAGUGUGCGACUGGCAGCGCCCAAGGCCACCCUGAGGCUGCAGUUCCCAAUCCCGGACCUUCGUCCAUGGCCCGAGAGGCGGCCCUGGGCCCAGAAGGCCGUGCGGCAGGAGAGCCUGCGCCUGGACCUGGCCGGUGUGGAGCUGCGGGCGGAGCUCGGGAUGGCAGGCGUCACCCAGCUGGAAGUUUCCUUCAGUGACCUGCAUGGCACAUAUGAAGGCGCCGAGAAGCUGGCUGUGCCGUGUUUGCGGGUCGGCAAAGCCCCCAACCUGUCUGCCAAAGGGACGGGGAAGAAGUACCUCCUCCCCAAAAUCGCGCUGACUCUCCGCCCUCGGGCCAGCGACAUUCCCUGGGACUUGGCCCUGGCGAAGCCCGGAGAGAUGGAGCUGUCAACGGCUGAGAGUCCCUGCGAGCUGAAGCAGCCAGAGCCUUCACCCUUCUCCUCCAAGCGGACCAUGUACGAGACGGAGGAGAUGGUGAUCCCUGGAGAUCCCGAGGAGAUGGCGGAAUUCCAGAGCCAGACGCUGGAGGCCUCCCAGUAUGCCCUGGAGGUGACCUUCCCCACCAUGCACAUCUUCCUCCCCAGUAAGGACUUCUACGAGAGCAUCUACAACAGGAUCAAUAAUGAUCUCCUGAUGUUUGAGUCCUUCAGCCCACCCCCCACCCCCUCCGAGCUUCUGGGGGGCGCUGGGUCCACAACAGCCCCCUUUGUUGGAGAAGCACCCGCAGACACCCGCUGGCAGGAGAACUUCAAGAUGUGCAAGUCGGCCUUUAAGCUGGAUUCAGACUCCGAAGAGGAGGAUUCUCACUUCUACUCCGUGGAUGAGGCAGCACAGCGGAAGAAGGGGGAACAGAGGAGCCCCUUUCCCCAGAGCUGUGUCUCUGUUGUGCUCUCUGUGGGAAAGGGGCGGGUCACAGCUCUGUGCGAUGCCAAGGGCGAGGGGGGCAAGAAGCUGGAGGGAUCUCACGGCGAGCUGGUCCUGGACGUGGAAAGCGGCAGUCUCUUCAGCGUCUCGCGGUACAAGGGCCGCGAGGACCUCGGCUACUUCUGCAUUGAGGCAGAGAAAGUUGCACUUUAUCACAAGGCUGUGGUGGAGGACUACCUCAUGGCGGAGCAUCUGGAAAUCUCCAACUUUUUGCCCCCGGAGGGGCUCUACCCCACCAUUUAUGCCUCCCAGGAGGGCCCCAUCACCUGGCCCUUGGGGAGCAAGAAGGAUGGGCCCCUGAAGAUGCUCUCCCUGGCUAUCCAGAUCAACCUGGAUUUGGAGAAGAACAUCAAGGAGUUCCUGGUGACGCUGCGCCUCGAAGGGGCAACCAUGCGGCAUCGCAUGGCCCUGACCCACCAGAGCUGGUACACGCAGUUGAUUGACUUCCUGGAUGUCCUGGAUGACCCCAUCCUGGGCUUUGUGCCCCCGACGGUCAUCACAGUGCUGCACACCCACCUGUUCAGCUGUGCUGUGGAUUACAGGCCUCUCUACUUGCCAAUCCGGGUCCUCAUCACAGCCGAGACCUUCACCCUCUCCAGCAACAUCAUUGUGGACACUUCCGUCUUCCUCCUCCGGUUCAUUUUGGACGACUCGGCCCUUUACCUCUCAAACAAAUGCGACACAGAGAUGGGCGACCUGAGGAGAGAUUACGUUUGCGUUGUGGACGUGGACCUUCUAGAGCUGGUGAUCACCACGUUUAAGGGAGCCACAACAGGGAAGCUGACCCGCCCUCUGUUUGAGCUCCGCUGCUCCAACAACGUGGUCCAUGUGCACACCUGCGCAGAUUCCUGUGCGGCCCUCGCCAACCUCAUCCAGUAUGUGGUGAACAAUGGGGACUUGCACCCGCCGCCCCACCAUGACAGCCCCACAGAGAUCGCCGGCCAGAAGGUGCAGUUGUCCGAGAGCCCAGCGUCACUGCCAUCGUGCCCGCCUGCUGAGACCGCAGCCAUCAACCAGCAAGACCUCACGGAUGCCCUCAUUGACACGGAGCGCAGCCUCCAGGAACUGGCCGGAGAGAUGGGUGACUCUGGGCUCAGGCGGCAGCCGUCCCCGGUUUCUGUCUACCUGUUCCCCGGGGAGAAUGGAGCCAUGGGCAAAGCAGGAAAGACCCCGGCCCCACCACCUGCCCCUGUCGGGGAGGGGCUGGACCUCAGCCCUUCGGAGGACAGCGAGGGCGAGAGCGAAGCCACGGACGACUUCUGCAUCCUGGACGCCCCAGGCACAGGAAUCCCGCCCCGAGACGGGGAGCCGGUGGUAACGAAGCUCUUGGAAGGCCCCGUUCGCAUCCAGGAGGGGCACUUCUCCCGCCCCCUGGGGAGCACAGACCUCCUGAAGGCCCCCUCGCGCUUCCCGGUCCCCGAGAGCCGGGUGAUGAUGCGGGAGAUCUCGGUGGUCUGGCAUCUGUAUGGCGGGAGGGACUUUGGGCUGGGGCGCUCUGCCUCUGGCCACGCCCACUCACCCAGGACGAAGCCGUCUCUUUCCAGCGCCCGCUCGUCCCCGUCCCGCUCCUCUGUCACCAACCGGCCCCAGAACACCUGGCGGGCUCAGGGGGGCACCAGCCGCAUCCACGACCUGUUGAUGGAGAUCCAGCUGACCAAGGUGAGUUUCCAGCAUGAAACUUACUCCAGCAGCAGCGGCAGCGGCAGCAGCACUUCUGAGAAACCCUCCAUGGAGUUGGAGGAGCAGCCCGUGGCCAGACAGGUCUUCAUUGUCCAGGAGCUGGAGAUCCGAGACCGCCUGGCCUCCUCUCAGAUCAACAAGUUCCUCUACCUGUACAGCAGCGAGUGCAUGCCGCGCCGAGCCCACUCCAACAUGCUCACCAUCAAAGCCCUGCACGUCUGCCCUGAGUCUGGUCUGGGGGGUCCCGAGUGCUGCCUUCGUGUCUCCUUGAUGCCACUCAGGCUCAACAUUGACCAGGAUGCCUUGUUCUUCCUCAAGGACUUCUUCACCAGUGUGGCUGCCAGCAUCAACCCCGUCGUGCCCUGUGAGGCUGGCUCGGAAGGUCGCACAGAGUCCUCGGGGAAAGAGCCUGAGGGAGCGGAGGGGGAGAUGACAGCCUCGAUGGAGACCACGGCCAGCGAAAACAGCUCCUUGUCCAACGCCUCCUCCUCCUCCUCCGACCAGCCCAUUUACUUCCGAGAGUUCCGGUUCACGUCCGAAGUGCCCAUCUGGCUGGACUACCAGGGAAAGCAUGUGACCGUGGACCAAGUGGGCACCUUUGCCGGCAUCCUGAUCGGCCUGGCGCAGCUCAACUGCUCUGAGCUCAAACUCAAGAGGCUCUGCUGUCGACACGGGCUACUGGGCGUGGAGAAGGUGGUGAGCUACGCCCUGACCGAGUGGCUGACGGACAUCCGCAAGAACCAGCUGCCAGGCAUCCUGGGAGGCGUGGGGCCUAUGCACUCCGUGGUGCAGCUCUUCCACGGCCUCCGUGACCUCUUCUGGCUGCCCAUCGAGCAGUACCGCAAGGACGGGCGGAUCAUCCGGGGCCUGCAGCGUGGGGCAGCCUCCUUCGGCACUUCGACCGCUUCGGCGGCCCUCGAGCUCAGCAACCGCCUGGUGCAGGCCAUCCAGGCCACAGCGGAGACCGUCUACGACAUCCUGUCCCCUACCGCCCCCCCAAUGACGCGCACCCUCCUGGACAAGAAGCACACUCGCAAGCUGAGGCGCGGCCAGCAACCUGCCGACCUGCGUGAAGGGGUGGCCAAGGCCUAUGACACCGUGCGAGAGGGUGUCAUCGACACAGCCCAGGCCAUCUGCGACGUGGCGACUCGUGGCCACGAGCAGAAAGGUAUCACCGGGGCAGUGGGAGGCGUCCUGCGGCAGAUCCCUCCCACCGUGGUCAAGCCCCUCAUCGUGGCCUCGGAAGCCACCUCCAACCUCCUGGGCGGUAUGCGCAACCAGAUCAAGCCCGACGCCCGGAAGGAGGAGUCCCUGAAGUGGCGCUCAGAAGAGGCUCAGGACUGACCGGGCGCCGCCACUGCCGCCUUCCACUGACCCGGGCUCAAAAGCGGGGCUGUUCCUCUUAAUCUACCCCGUUGAGGACAUUGGCAGGGCCACCGAAAGGACGCAGCCUCCCGCUUUGCCAGCCUUGCCACCCGCAGAAGAAGAACCACGUGGUGGGGAACAGCUUUUGCUUGGCGGGAUUGGCGCGCUCUCAAGCAGCACGCCUGGCAUCACAAGGGUGGUGCCACCUCCUCUUGCCUCGCCCUUGUUUUUGUACUUGUCAGGAGUCUAGCUUCUGCCAUCCAUUUGGUGCAUGAGCUGCAGGCUGCAACUUCUCUCUCUGUGUGUCUCUCUCUGUGUCUCCCUCUCUCUCUGGGGUUGUUGGGAGAGAAGGAAGGUUGGCUGAACAUUAAAGGACGUGACUUGUUUUCA